UCACAAUGACAUGUAUCUUCCAUUUGACGUUUGUGACAUGUAGACUUCUCAAAGUGGCUAAACAUUAUUUUAAUUCCAAACAAAUUUUUCCAUGUCUAAAGAAUGGUAAAUGACUUAAAUAAAGUGUCCCAUGUGUUGACCGACAUCUGAACGUUAUUUAAUACACAUUAAAAGUUUUACAACACGAAAAACUUUCCGUUACACUCAUGAUAAAAGUAUCGCAAAGUUACAUUAAAAUUGUAGAUCGUAGUGGUUGAAAAACACGGAAAUGUCUGCAACAAGUGCGUUAGAGUGUAAUGAAGAUUUGGAGAAUGUGACUCUGGUGAGAAUGGAGGAUGUUCAACCAGAUAGGAGCUCUGAUGUUUACAUACUGGGUACAUCACCGUACGUAAACAGAGUUAUCGACCAUGAUUACAGUUGUGUCUUCAAUGACGAGGACUCUAAUAUAGGAUCCAUGGUCUCCAUACAUUCGGAGGAGGUCGAAGAGUUGAUAGAGAAAGAAGUUGUAGAGCAGGAUAAAUACAAGACAUCAGAAUUCUGUGCAUCCAAUCCAGACAGUUGGCCAACUUUAGAAAUCCUACCGGGCGGUGUAAUAAAACAUUCAGAAAAAUUAAUAACAUCUUUACACCAAAGUGACAAAGAAACUUCAGAAAAGGAUUUAAUGUAUGCAUGUGCAAAAUGUCCACAAAGGUUUAAGUUUUUAUACAAUUUGGUCAAACAUGUCAAAUUGCAUGAGGAAGAGAAGAAAAAGAGAUUUUUAAUUUUAAAUGUAGAUUCAAAGUCUGCAACAUCAGAACUGUCAAUCAAAAAAAUAAAGAAGAAGAGAGGCGGAAAAUUAAAACGAAGCAAAUUACCAAAAAAAUGAUAGUCCAUUUAUGGAACUACUAGUAAGCACAAAUAAUAAUUAAUAUAAUUGUUAGAGAUGAAAUGGAUAUUCAGUGAGUUACCAGAAUCUGUCUUAUCACGAACUAGCUGUCGUCGAACAAUGAUAAAGAACAUGCUCAACAGUGAGGCGAAUAUGGUUUUUUUUUUUAAGUUAUUUACUCUUGACUACAAUCUCACCCAAUGAUGGUGCAAUCUAAGAUGGAAGCAGGUUAACUUGUUAGGAGUUGGAUGAAAAUUCACACCUGGUUUUCGGUUUCAAUACAAUAUGUUUUUUAAUAAUGAUGGAUUCAAUUCACAAGUAUCUACAAAUGCCAACAGUGAAAGAAGAAAUAAAAUCUAGUAACAACAACUACAAAGCUAGACUCAGAAACCAUCCGAACCACCUGGCUGUUAACAAUACCACAGGCGAUACGGCGAUUGAAAAGACGGCAAAUACUUGAUUAAACGCCAUAUAUGACACUUACAUGGAGCUGCUCCCGCUGGGGAAUGUGGCUUCUAAUCGCCAAAUUUUUCUACAACAGCUCUGCUCAUAGUCUGCCGACUGAUUGCAUGAGAUAAACAGGACAAAAAAAAAAAAUAAUAAUGAUGGAUGAUGAUGAUUUUUUCGAUUAUGUAUGAUGACAACAAUUUGCCACACAAAAGUUGUUGUUGUUUAUAACUAAAUUUUAUCAGUAUUUCGGUUGAUUACUAUAUGUAUAUCAAAACAAAAUGUCUUAUUAAAAAGGAUAAUAAUUAGCCAAAGCCACAUCUUUUUUCAAUUGUGGAGUUCCUGCUCCACAAACAAAUGAAAUAUAAAUGAGAGAAUUCCUAAAAUUGCUCAAGUACUUAUAGAAAUUCUCUCAUUUAUAACUGUAUAAUUUUAUAGAAUUUUAUAAUAUUAGUUGUUUUUAUAAUUAGUUUAAAAAUGCUGAGGUAGAAACACAUUUGGUGUAUUUGUUAUUUUUUAAAUUUUUGGUUGGGUUAUUUAUAUUGUCAUAUUGUUGUAUGCAUGCUUGCAAUAAACCUACUUGGUUGAAUGUCAAAAAAAUACUCAGUAUCUGGCCAAAGAGUUUAUCCAUUUCAUAUCUAACUAAUACCUUGUGUUCCAUUUAAGUAAAUUGUAGCAAAGAUGCGAAAUUCAUUGAUGAGUAUUCGCUUUAAUUUUCUGUUUUAAAAUAUGAAAAUAAUUGACCUUUGUUUAUUAGAUUAGUAUGUAUGCAUUCCUAGUGUUUUUCAGAUAGCAUGGGUGACAGUCGCCAGUAUGACGUUCAUAAUAUGUACUAUUAUCGUGAAUCGCGAAACUUUCAAGAGUGAAACAAACUGACACCCACACCACCCUACAAGAAAAGAUCUAUAAAUCAGUUAUCUGAUAGUUUUAUAAUUUUGGCGAAUUAUUUAAAACAGAAAUUUUUAUCAGCUAUACAGCUAAUUACUUUGUUUUUCAGGUAAAUUUCUUUAAUUAUAUGAUGCUGUUGACAAAUAUAAAAAUAUUUUCGACAUGCAUUUUGUAAUAAAAAAAAGUCAAAUGGCGGCAAGAUGAAAGGCUCGCAUCGUUCAGAAUGUUUCUUAUAUUGGAAAGAUUUGUUCUCAAAAAACUAACUUCUUGACUAGACUAACAUGUGUUUUUUUAAGGAUAUUAUCUGUUUUUAGCCUUCACAUGUGCCUAUAGGUACUAUUUAAGGAUCAUUUGGAAAAUCAUCAGUGAAUGUACAUUUAAGCCAAAAAAUUAAAAAAUACAGGCAGGUUAAAUUGUUAUAAUAAUUUUUAAUUAUGCCUCUGAGUCCAUUACAUGAAAGCUAUGUAACACAAAGAUGAAAAAAAAUUCAAAUUCUAUAAGACCAAAAUGAAGAUGACUCUGAUCAAAUCAUUGUUAAUAAUUCUAAUUUCUGUUAAUUUUUUAGUACUAUAUUUUAUAAUAAAUUAUGUAAUAAUACAGUUAAAGAUCAUGAAGGUUUUUUAAAGAAUCACUUUUGUUAACAAUUAUUACAAAUCUGAAUGAAUUAAUUUUAUAAUUAAUGUGAUAGAACUGAACACUGAGGGGUGGUGGUUUAUUCCCCACCCCGUUGGACUAUUAUCGUACCCACUCCUGGGAAUAUUGGCCAUAUUUAAAAGAUAUGGCAAAGAAUCUUUAAAAAAAAAGUUAACCCACCAACCCGCAUUAGAGCAGUGUGGUGGGUUUAAGCUCCAUAUCUGAUAAUAAGGAUGAUGAUUAAUAAGAAUGAUCAGAAAAACAAAAUGUCUUUUUUGUAAUGAAAUUAUUGUUAGUCAAUCACAUUCUCUAUUGAGAAUUUAGUGAGAGUUGAUUGGUGUAAAAAUUUGGUAUACAAAGUGAAAUGAUGUAUAAUUUAAGGUAAUUUUGAUUUUAUUAUUGUUUGUAUAUUAUGAGUUGGGUUUUGUUUGUUUGUUGUUUUUUUUUCUGAAAGAGCGAUUCUUUUAUUAUCUAGUUUCCAUACGCAGACUAAAGAGAUAAAGAGAAAAGAUUUUCUAAUAUUUAUGUCAGGUGUAAAAUAUUUACUUUAUGUUUUUAAUUAAACCUGUGUAUGUGAGUGAUUUAUGUUAGUUAUGAAUUUGAAUAAUAAUAUUAUGAUUAAUAUAUUUCUGUUACAAAAUUUUAGUAAUUUGCUUGAGAGUUUGUUAAAUUAAAUUUAAAGGCUUUAUUUGAUUAUAAUGAAAAUGCUUGGCGAUUUCUUGUCAAAGACAAAAGUUUGCUUUGUAAUGACUGUACAUGUACAGGUACAGUAAACAACACAAAAUUAUUGUAACAACAAUAUUUUUUGUGUUAAAAUUUAAGUUUUAAAGUAAAAUAAAGUAGUAAGUCAGCGGCUAAAUUGCAAAAAUGAAAUUAUUAUUUAUUUAUUGAAAUUGUUACUUUUAUGUCUUUUAUUUUUAAAGGUUUGGUUGGUUUGGUGUUAUAUAGACUAAUUAACAUUGUGUUAAAUUAUGUACAUUUUUAACUUCAAGUUAUAGAAAUAUAUGGACACCACCAAGUAUUUGUCUUUCAGUUGGAAAAAAAUAAAUUUAUUGUUUGUUUUAAUUAAA
This is a messenger RNA of Bicyclus anynana (squinting bush brown), 3903 nucleotides long. RefSeq lists its product as uncharacterized. The transcript is spliced from 3 exons. Bases 269 to 865 code for a protein of 198 amino acids. The record is from RefSeq and is a predicted model, not a curated record. Lineage: Eukaryota; Metazoa; Arthropoda; Insecta; Lepidoptera; Nymphalidae.